This is a messenger RNA of Grosmannia clavigera kw1407, 816 nucleotides long. RefSeq lists its product as uncharacterized. The record is from RefSeq and is a predicted model, not a curated record. The transcript has a single exon. Lineage: Eukaryota; Fungi; Ascomycota; Sordariomycetes; Ophiostomatales; Ophiostomataceae. The coding region runs from base 1 to 816 and encodes 271 amino acids.
AUGACGACUGCAGUGAUCUACAGUGACAUCCAGCCGUCUCGUGGUAGACAUAUCACAAUAGGCAUACGAGUGCUCCGAUCGCGUACAGUCCUCGGAACGGAUGGCGCCUCUGAUUGGUCAGCAUCUGGCAGGACUUGUGGGACCACAAGUCUCCCACGUGGAAGCGCCAAGACAACACGGUACCAGUACAGUGUCCGAGGGCGUUGGUGUUUGCCCGAGCGCACGCCGUCCGGGCUCUACACCGCUAAGAAGGAAGCGGCACAAGCCAGACUAGUCGUAGUGUCGGAUCGGCAGCAGCUGAUCCACUGGCAGAAGCUGGAGGAGAUACGAGAUACGGAGUACGGAGGACGGAGUACGAGCAAGAUGCCAUGUACAAGACAUGUCCAGCAACAAGAGCAAGCUGCACUGGCACAGAUAAAACCGUCUGGCGCUGUCUUUUGGGCGAGAUGUCACUGGUCGUCGUCCCAGAGCAAAGGCCGCCGAGUGCAUGAUCCUCUCGUCAGCAUGUCUCAACAGACCAUCUCCACCGAUCAUGUGCAGCGAUUAUGGAGACGCAUGGAGCGUUCCGUGAGACCACCAGGCCCUGGUCUUUUUGACUGCCGAGCUCCCUCUUGCGGCCUGCUGUGCUCGGCGCCUCUGGCAGGUCCGCAUCCGACAGGACAGACGGCGGCCUUGUGCAGAGGUCCGGCUCGAAAGACCCAAGACCCAGAGACCCCAAGACCCGAGAUUCGGCUGCACAGUGCGAACCGCACAAGCAACCCUCUCGUCCGGACCCCUGCCAACUCGAUCCAUGUGUCCAACCCCGCCAUAUGGUGA